AUGCAAUUUGAAACAGCGGCUCUUCUACAAACCCUCCUCCCAUGUGGCCAUUGUGUACUGCCAAUCAAUCUUGAGGAAAAACUGUUUGAAGGCCUACUAAAAAGCCAGCUGACCUGGUUAAAGUCUCAUGCAUACUUGUACCAAAUGGUGAAAGGACUGCGUAAACCUGCCGACAGAUGCGAUGACUUGCGCCUUGAACAUAUUAAAAGUUCUGGGGAUGCGUAUGGUCAUCUCAAAGUCACAGGACGUAGUAUUUCAAAAGAAUUCGUUUCUAAGGUGUCUUUUGGAGACUGUCUGAAAGGAAAUCGACACACUCCCCACUCGCCUCAGCCAGUGUAUACUGAGGGUGACACUUCUCUCUAUGAACCAGAAGAUGACGCUGCUGCCAGUAGCCUAAAAAUCGAUGAACACAUUUUAGGCGACAAUAAUCCACCGGUUGACAGGGUCUCUCCCUCCCUACUAAAAGAUGUGGUCGCUCAGUGUGUUGUGGUCGAGACGCAGAGGACAACCAUUGAGGACAUUGAGCCGCCUGCCUCACCUGACUCCAUCUCCGAACCAGUAUGUCCUUCGUCACCAAAGGACCACUCGGACGUAACAGAGACCCUCCCAACCCAGCCAGCCAUGCCUGAAGGUAAGUAA
This is a messenger RNA of Dibothriocephalus latus, 639 nucleotides long. The record is from the annotation of a GenBank genome assembly. NCBI's taxonomy places the organism in Eukaryota, Metazoa, Platyhelminthes, Cestoda, Diphyllobothriidea, Diphyllobothriidae.